Molecule: messenger RNA, 537 nt
Organism: Zasmidium cellare ATCC 36951
Lineage: Eukaryota; Fungi; Ascomycota; Dothideomycetes; Mycosphaerellales; Mycosphaerellaceae
Exons: 2
Coding region: 1-537 (178 amino acids)
Source: RefSeq, a predicted model, not a curated record
AUGGACUUCGCUGCUCCCUUGGCGGUUCUGCCCAUUGGUCCUUUCGUCGUCAAAUUCGGGCUGGUCCUUCGCGCUCUCAUUCUUCACGAUGAACCGCAACCACCACCAGAACCAGAGCCAGAGCCAGAGCCAGAAGAAGACGAUGCCGAAGACAACACCGUGAACGCCAUCCCAAUCACGACCACACGCCUCUAUGCCAGCCUAGACAACAGUCUCACGGCCCUGCAAGUCGGCACCACCCUCGCCUGCAUGCACGCGAAGAUCGCAUCGGCCUUGCCAGACGAGCUCUUCAAUCUCGCCCUUAACGGACGAGUCGGUCUGCAGGAGGACUUGGACAUCGAGGGCCUCGAAGGCAUCGUCUCGCAGCCAGAGCGGUUCGUCGGCCUCCAGGACAUCUUUGGCCAUGUCGUCGUGCGGCUCGAGGCGCUCGCUGGUAAUGGAGGUCUCUCGCGUGAGCUCGAGUCCAUUCCGGGUGUUUUGAGGGUUGAUGAGAGCUUUGAGGUCGUGGUGGAGGCUUGCUUGGAGAGUGCUCGCUAG